Messenger RNA from Dacryopinax primogenitus, 1303 nucleotides. RefSeq lists its product as uncharacterized. The record is from RefSeq and is a predicted model, not a curated record. The transcript has 3 exons. Bases 14 to 1303 code for a protein of 429 amino acids. NCBI's taxonomy places the organism in Eukaryota, Fungi, Basidiomycota, Dacrymycetes, Dacrymycetales, Dacrymycetaceae.
ACCGUCUGGGAGUAUGGUCGAUGCAUAUGCGCGAGCCGGUCUCGACGCGCCCCACUUGGCGAGACGCGUUGCGUUCUUUCACGCCAUGGAGAUACUCACGGCUACUAUUCCUCUUGACGGCGGCCUCGUUCCUUGGUUCGUGGUGUUGACGGAAGAACCCCGGACUUCGGAGGCAUCCUUCAUGCUCAACAAAAUAUUUGGAAACAUCAUCCUGGAGCUUAUAGAAUCCGGCUUUUCUGAGCGGAAGGAUGCAACGAUCAUAUCCAUUUUGGACGCAUUUGAAAGACACGACGGUCGAGCGAGAUGUCAAAAUAGUGCAGCCGAUCUGUUUCUGCGUAUCGCUGAGACGCAUCUGGAAUCGCUUGACGAAUGGUCAAGCUAUAUUUCCUUGGCCAGCUUUCGCUACAUGGCGAGAAUGAUGGAUUCUUGGGAUCUCGGUUACUUGCUCGAUAAUCUUGCUCUGAACGGGCUCGAACAAGACAUUGUCCAGCACCCAACAUUUACUGGAACUGUGACUAAACUCAUUUACGAUAUCAUGAGACGACAUUUGCAGAAGGAGAGGCUUGCGUGGAGAUGCCCCGACUCGGAGCUGAACAUGAUCUACAACAGCAUUUUCAAUCUCUAUCCGAUUGCUCUGCGCGUCUUCACUUUUCAUGGAUCAGCUUUCGGAAAUGCACUCCUCGCACUGUGUACCUACUGUGGGUUUUGCUUGAAGGAGAUGGCUAUUCCUCUUACCGACGAGCUGGUGACUAUGACGAGGGUUCUCAGCACCCACGAGGUCAAUGCCAACGAAUUUCUGAUUAGCCGCACAGACCGGAAUAGUGCAUACCGCGACUCGCUGAGGAUGUGGGGUUUUGUUAUCCGGUGGAAAGGGCACAGAGACUGGGGAGUCGAUACUCAGGAGCUGAAGCAGGAAUCUCGACAUGAUUACAAGGCGCGGAAAGGACGGGAACAGGGGGAACAGGGGGAACAGGGCGAGAGACUCGGCCAACAUGCCGGCGCAAAGAACUCAUACACAAUCCUCACAGAACCGGACAAUUCCGACAAUGGACCUCUCGCAAAGCGUGCUAAAUAUGACCCUGCGGUCCAACUUGAGCCGUCAUCAGAUGAUCUCAACUUAUUCUCCCAGGGGAUCGAAAUCAAUGAACCCCGCCGAACACGUCCCAAUGGCCGAGAUCGGCUUCCAUCAUCUGACGACAUGGACCUCUUCCAGCACUUGACGCCUGCAAUAAGACGCCGCCGUCCUCGCGGUCUGACGUCAUUCAAGCAGCGGAUGCUCAAUGCCGGGGCAGACGUCAUGUGA